UUUGAGGGUAUCGACUUCUACACCUCGAUCACAAGGGCCCGUUUUGAGGAGCUCAACUCAGAUCUCUUCAGAGGAACACUGGAGCCAGUUGAGAAGGCCCUGCAAGAUGCCAAGCUGGAUAAGUCUAAGAUCCAUGAAAUUGUCCUGGUUGGUGGUUCCACAAGAAUACCCAAAAUCCAGAAGCUCUUACAGGACUUCUUUAAUGGUAAAGAACUGAACAAAAGCAUCAACCCUGAUGAAGCAGUGGCCUAUGGUGCUGCGGUCCAGGCUGCUAUCCUCAUGGGCGACACUUCGGAGAACGUCCAGGAUUUGCUGCUGCUGGAUGUGGCACCCCUCUCUUUAGGUAUCGAAACCGCAGGUGGAGUUAUGACGCCUCUUAUCAAACGGAACACCACAAUCCCCUCGAAGCAGACUCAGAUCUUCUCCACGUACUCUGAUAACCAGCCAGGAGUACUGAUUCAGGUGUACGAAGGUGAAAGAGCUAUGACCAAAGACAACAAUCUGCUUGGGAGGUUUGAGCUCACAGGUAUCCCACCAGCUCCUAGAGGUGUGCCACAAAUCGAGGUAACCUUUGACAUUGAUGCCAACGGUAUUCUAAAUGUGUCGGCCGUGGACAAAAGCACUGGCAAAAUAAACAAAAUCACAAUCACCAACGACAAGGGCCGCCUCAGCAAAGACGAGAUCGAGAAGAUGGUGCAAGACGCAGACAAGUACAAAGCAGAGGACGACAAGCAGAGGGAGAAGAUCGCAGCCAAGAACUCUCUGGAGUCCUACGCCUUCCACAUGAAGAGCAGUGUUGAGGACGAGGCUCUGAAAGGGAAAAUUAGUGACGAGGAUAAAAAGAUGGUUGUUGACAAAUGCAACCAGACGAUUUCUUGGCUGGAGAACAACCAACUCGCUGAGAAGGAUGAGUACGAGCAUCAGCAAAAGGAACUGGAGAGGGUGUGCAAGCCGGUCGUGACGAAGCUGUACCAAGGAGCAGCAUCAGGAAGCUGCGGCAGCCAAGCUAGAGGCAGCGCUCAAGGUCCCACUAUUGAAGAAGUGGACUAGAAUUAUUGUAUUGAUUUUUCCGUAUGUUUUACCGUAAAAUCAACAUAAUCUCAUGUUUUCAGAAAUUCAAUAAUAAACUCRAUAAAAAAAAUUAA
This is a messenger RNA of Austrofundulus limnaeus, 1145 nucleotides long. RefSeq names its product heat shock 70 kDa protein. The transcript has a single exon. The annotation marks the transcript as partial. Gene Ontology annotation, molecular function: ATP binding; ATP-dependent protein folding chaperone. NCBI's taxonomy places the organism in Eukaryota, Metazoa, Chordata, Actinopteri, Cyprinodontiformes, Rivulidae. The record is from RefSeq and is a predicted model, not a curated record.